CAGUAUGAUUAACUCUAAUUAUUGUUCUCUUUUGCAGCAUGCUGCAGAUGAAAGAAUAAAACUAGAAGAACUUCGUCACAUGGUCUUAUCUGGUGAAGGGAAGUCAGUCACCUAUUUGGCUACAGAGAAAGAGAUGAUCCUGCCAGAGAUGGGAUAUCAGUUACUGCACAAUUAUUCUGAGCAAAUAAGACAGUGGGGCUGGAUCUGCAAUUUUCACACCCAAGAAUCAAGAUCCUUCAAGAAGAAUUUAGACCUUAUUCAUCCUAAGCCGGCUGUUGUCAAACUUCUUGCAGUACCUUGCAUUUUAGGUGUUAAUUUAUCUGAUGUUGAUCUCUUGGAAUUUCUUCACCAGCUUGCUGAUACGGAUGGAUCAUCAACAAUGCCUCCAUCAGUUAGUCGCAUUCUUAAUUGCAAAGCAUGCCGAGGUGCUAUUAUGUUCGGAGACUCUUUACUUCCUUCAGAAUGUUCCUUAAUAGUUGAAGAGCUAAAGCAGACCUCAUUGUGCUUCCAAUGUGCUCAUGGGCGGCCAACCACAGCCCCGCUAGUGAAUUUGGAGGCAUUGCAUAAUCAAAUAGCUAAGAUGCAAGUGAGUGUGACAAACCGAGGGAGUUAUGGCAUGGGCUAUAUCGACAAAGAGUCGGCCUUGAGCGAGCCAGCUUGCGGUUAAGAGCAGCCAAUGGAAUAACAAACUCACGUGCUAAGCUGAGUUGUUUAGGCAAUUGGGUUGUUGGAUUGAUUUUGGUAACCUGAUUUCUAAAGCCUGCGAGAAGUUGGCGUCAAUGAGAAGUCAAAUUUGGCUUUCAGGGCACGGAAGCAUUAUCCAAGAUGGGCAAUUGACAUUCUUUUACGAUCAUUCUCUCGUUCGGUCUUUUUUUAAAAUA
Hibiscus syriacus is the source of this 881-nucleotide messenger RNA. Its product is annotated as DNA mismatch repair protein MLH3-like. The transcript has 8 exons. Gene Ontology annotation, biological process: mismatch repair. Lineage: Eukaryota; Viridiplantae; Streptophyta; Magnoliopsida; Malvales; Malvaceae. Bases 5 to 667 code for a protein of 220 amino acids. The record is from RefSeq and is a predicted model, not a curated record. Gene Ontology annotation, cellular component: mismatch repair complex. Gene Ontology annotation, molecular function: ATP-dependent DNA damage sensor activity; ATP hydrolysis activity; ATP binding.